Molecule: messenger RNA, 1395 nt
Organism: Hevea brasiliensis (rubber tree)
Lineage: Eukaryota; Viridiplantae; Streptophyta; Magnoliopsida; Malpighiales; Euphorbiaceae
Product: histone-lysine N-methyltransferase SUVR4-like
Exons: 8
Coding region: 1-1395 (464 amino acids)
Cellular component (GO): nucleus
Molecular function (GO): histone methyltransferase activity; zinc ion binding; protein binding
Source: RefSeq, a predicted model, not a curated record
AUGGAGCCAUUAAAAAUCCCGCUUAAAACCAAGUAUGGUCAGGCUGUGCCCCCUGUUGCUAGCUUGAUCCCUAGCAAAAGAACUAGAACAUUACGCUGCUUUUUGUCUGAUCAAGACCAAGGAAAGAAUCAAGAAUUUCAAGAAGCUGUACCUAGAGGAAUAAGAAAAUCACAUUUUGAGAGUGGAGCUUAUUAUAAGAGCACUGCAAAUAGCUCUCAGGAGGACUCUCUAGUGUCAUUACUCAAACAGCCUCUUUAUGUUGGUCCUGGUGCUGUUCUCCAACUUGAUUGUAGGGAGGGUAACAAAGGUGAAAGCAAGGAUAUGAUUGAGGUAUUAAAAGUCUCAAAAUCUUCAAACAUGCAGAGCAUGGAUGCUGUUGUUCAAAAGAAAUAUCCUAUUUAUCUCAAAGAUAUUGCUCGAGGAGAAGAAAAUAUACAAAUUCCCUUGGUGAAUGAAUAUGAAUCUCUGGAGUUACCAAACUUUUUGUACAUAAAAAGUAAUAUGGUUCAUAAAGAUGCUCAUGUCGAUUUUUCACUUGCUCGUAUAUCAGAUGGUAAUUUUUGUGCAGAGUGUUAUGGAGAUUGUCUAUCCUCAGACUUGCCUUGUGCAUGUGCAGCAGAAACUUUAGGUGAGUUUGCUUACACAAAGGAGGGAUUACUCAAGGAAAAUUUCUUAGACGAAUGCAUUGCUAUGAAUUUGGAACCUAAAACAAAACACUUCUAUUACUGUGAAGUCUGCCCUCUGCAAAAUGAUCUACAUCAAAAGUUGAAGAAAACAAAACGGUGCAAAGGUCAUUUAACUAGGAAAUUUAUAAAGGAGUGCUGGAGUAAAUGUGGGUGCAGUAGGAAGUGCAAAAAUCGUGUUGUUCAACAAGGCAUUCAAGUGCCUUUGCAGGUUUAUGGAACACCUGAAGGGAAGGGGUGGGGUAUUCGAUCUGUGAAUGCCCUAAAAAAGGGCACUUUUGUUUGCGAGUACGUAGGGGAGAUUGUGACGAAUCAAGAGCUUUAUGAGCGAAACAAGGAGAGGGCUGCUAAGCAGGAGAAACAUACGUACCCAGUGCUUUUGGAUGCAGAUUGGGGUUCUGAAAGGAUACUGAAAGAUGAAGAAGCCCUUUGCUUGGAUGCAACAGAAUUUGGAAAUGCUGGUAGAUUUAUCAAUCACAGAUGCUAUGAUGCUAACUUGAUCGAGAUCCCUGUCGAAGUAGAGACUCCAGAUCAUCACUAUUACCAUGUUGCAUUUUUUACAACUAAAGAUAUUGAGCCAAUGCAAGAAUUGACUUGGGAUUAUGGUAUUGAAUUUGAUGAUAAGUACCAUCCAAUUAAAGCUUUCAAGUGCAAGUGUGGAAGCGCAUAUUGUCGUGACAAGUCAACAAAGUUAUCUUCAUCUAUUCGUUGA